UGUUGUGUUGUUAAGAAAAUUAAGGCAAAAAUAAUAUUACAAUACUUUAAAGAAAUAAUACACACCAAUGUAUUUAUUGACAAUCAAGUAACAAGUUAUUGAGUUAUUUUUUUAAGUCCUGUUAAACUGAUUCGUUCAUGUUUAUUAAAAGUGUCACAGUUUCAUUAUCGUUUGUUCCACUAAAAAGUUUCACUUGUAAUUCACUGCUAUUGACCUAAGUGCUAAUUGGCCAACCUUCAAAUGUUUUCUUCAGUUGUGGUAUAACUGAUACAAUAUAAUUUAGCGCGUCCAUACCUCUCGUGCGAUUGUUACUUUUGUUGUCAAAACAGAUGAAUUGUGAAAAUGGAUAGAUUAAAUCAGAUACGGGGCGAGGCGGGAAGCUCGCGAGACUUAACGUUGGAUACUACUUCCCCGCCGAGUGAGGCCUAUAUGACGGCUAAUGAGAGCUCUUCAAAAUAUUUCUCGCUUUCAGAAGUCGAUUCAACUUUUAGCAUUUCCCCUUCGAAGGAAUCUCUGACGACGACCAACGCUGACCCAGACCGGACUAUCACAUCUGAUGCUGAAUUGAUAUCAAAUCUAUCACCUAUUCCGAAAAAGAGCGAUUUAGAUAGUUAUAAAAUUGGUAAGCAAAUAGAGGCCGCCAAUAUCCUCUCUGGUGGUGUCAAUAUUUUCGAUGAUAAUGAAAACUCUUAUGAUGGUGAUGAACUUGUGAUAGAUGACAAUGUGAUGGUGGAUGACGAAAAAGUUAAUGCUGAAUUAAAAAAUAAUGAGAGUACUGAGCCUCCAUUAGAUAAAAUGGAUAACCUGGAAGCUUUGGAAGAUACGGAGACUAUACCGAGUAAGGAUACCGAAGUGGUGCUACAAAUAGAUGGAAAAAAUGUUGAUGCUAUUGAUAUUGGUAAUGGAUUAUAUUUAUAUAGAAAAGCUGGUCAAGAAGAAUUAGCAGCCGUACAAAUAAAUAAUGAUGAUCAACAGCAGCCGAGCUUUAAGUUUUUAAAAGUGCGGGAGAAUGCUGAAGGAAAUUUGGAAGUAUAUGAAGAAAUUGAGGUUGAGAUACCAAAAGAAGUGCCAACAAAGGAUGGAAAUCCUGCUGGAAACACUUCUCAUGUGCCUAUAAAGGAUAUAAGUAAAGUGAUAAAUGAACCUUUAAGUAAUAAAGUUGCUGAUAAAAUACCUAAAACACCAAAAAAUGAAAUUAAUGUUAAUAAUGAUUUGGGAUUAGAAUGUAAUGUAGAAUUACAAUCAGAAAUAAAAACAGAAGUAAAUUUAAAUGGUAAAAUGAUGAAAUUCCAUGAAUCUCGUAAAUCUCCACUUAUAGGUACAUACACUCCUAUGACUUAUCAUUCAACACCAAAUAAAGAAGGUAUACCCUUAACAAAAACAAUGGUCGAUCAACAGCUACAUCCCAGUAGACAUUCAGAUAAUAUCAAAAAGACUAUUGAAGUGCAUACUGAUAGUUGUAGACAGAAACAUUUAGAAACUCCUCCAAAAAAUAAAGAUUUGCAUGAAGUACCUAAAACACCAGAUAAUAUUAAUUAUCAAGAAAACGAAGAGAGCGAAGACGGAGCGUCAAUUAUUCCACCGAAAGAUAUCUGUCAAAAACUACCUUUAAAUGAAUCAGAUUCAAAAACAAUAGACAUAAUUGAUAAUUGUGAAUCAUCUAAAGGAGAAAGCAUAAUUAUUGAAGAGAAUGAUACAUCUAUUAUAAUUGUAGACAAUUCUGAAUCUUCAAUACCAACUGUGAAUGAAGAAAAGGUUAAGAAAUUUGACGAAGAAAUACCAUCAACAGUAAAAAAUGAAUUACCUAAUGAAGAAAAGAACAUUAAAGGCAAUACCAUCAUUCUUCAAGAUGAUAAUGUAAAUUCAGACAAUGAAACUAAUAAUCCACUUUCUAAAGAAGUUGAUAAUAAAAAAGAUAAAGACUCAAGUGAUACGCAACUAAAAGAAGAAACUAUGGAAGGUAUUAAAACCGAUAAAUAUAAAAUCUUUGACAAUGUUGCCAAAGAUAAUAUUGAAGUGCAAGCAUUUUGUGAAAUAAAUCAUGUUGAAACACAAUUGCAUGAAAAAGCAUUAAUUAACGACAGUGCUCUAUGUUCAAAAGAUUGCAAUAAAAAAGAUGAAACCAUAAAAGUAAUAGAAGAUGUCAGUACAAAUAUUGACAUUGGGUCAGAACCUAACAAUGAAGUUAAAAUUACUAACCCAACACCUGUUCCAGAAACAACUAAUGCAAAUGAGAUUAAAAAUGACGGAAGUGAAAUAAAAAACCAUAAAGAAAGCUCUCAAAACAAUAUAAAUGAAAUUUGUGACAGUACUGAACAUACCAAGUCAGAAUCAAUGAACACAAUGAAAGAAAACGAAAUUCAGGAAGUAAUUAUCAUUAGCGAAAAUAAACAUGGUGCUGACACUAUGACUAUGAUAAAAGAUAAUGAAGUCAUAACUCCCAAAGCACAAUUGGAUAUAGCUAAGAAAUUAGAAGACAAACUUAAAAAUAUUUCUGCAGAAGAAAAAAUCACUAGUGUAAAAGAUACAACAAGUGCCAAUAAAACAGUUGACACCGAAAAUAAAUCACAUUCGAAAGAUUGUAAAGAAGAAGAUAAAUCUGAAACAAAAAAAGCAAAAGAUUGUAUAACAAAUGAUUCAAAACAAGGAAACAAUGAUAAAUGCUUAAAUUCAUUACAAAAAUCAAACCCAGAAUUUGUUACUCAUUUGAAAGACUCUGUUUCUCAGUCAAUCACAGUCAAUUGUGAUAAAAAAAUAAUUGAUACUGAUAUUUCUAAAAAAAUGAAACAGGCAAAUGUGGCAAUGAAUAUAAAUAAGCUAAUGUGUCCAAAAAGUGAUACAGACAAAAAUAAAAUAGAAAUAAAGGAUGAUACAACAAAAUCAAAAGUAGUUGUAGCUUCAAAACCACUUAACAAUAACAAUAGUGCAGUUCCUUUUGGAAAAUGGACUUCUGCAAAUAGACAAGAGUUUUUGAAUAAAAUAAAAGAGACAAAAAUACCUACUAUUAAUUCCAACACAAAGCAACUGAAACAACCUAAUGACUUAAAUAGAAGGGAUGUAUUGAAAAAAAUUGAUAGCCAAAGACAAUCUGCCACAGGAUCUAUAAAAGUUGGUGAUUUUGGGAAAAUGUCGAAACUUAAUACAAAAAUUGAAACUGCGGCAUUUGUUAAUAAAAGUAGUGCUCACCAAAACACAAAUAAUACAGAAACAAAAGUUACUUCACUAAAAAUUCAACCUUCAUUUGUAAAACAAAAACCUAUGGUGAGCAAGAAACCAUGCAAAGAAGAAGAAUCUAUAGAUUCUAUUUCAACUAAAGUACCCAUACAGCGAAAAGAAAUCAAUAACCAGGACCUAAUUGAUAAAACGAUUGAAGGUAUCAUUAACAGAGCGGUAGCAACAAAGGGUACAACAGAAAAUACUGGUGAAAAAACCGAAAAUACUGAUAAAAAUAUAAAUACAAGUACUCAAGCCUCAUUAGAUGAAAUUGAGAUGAAAAUGAACGAAUUACACGGAAAUCCGUUUGAAGGCCGAGCGUCACAUGAGAUGCCCCAAAUGAUUAGUAACGAUGUUAAAAUUAUUACUAAACCUGACCACAUACAAAUGGACAAAAAUAGUAAAAUACCCAGCCUUGUACCAUUUAAAAAUAAAGAUCAUAAUGUUGUAAAAGAAAAGGAACUGGAUGAACUUUCAGAUGAGGAAAUAUUAGAGCAUGAGCCAAUCACAGGAGACAUAGAUGUUAAUAAACAAAAUUUAGUAUCUUUAUUAUCCAAUAAAGAGAAAACGCCAAAUGAUACCAAGAAAGAAGCGAUAAUUACGGAAAAAGACUUUGAUAAGUUUGCGAGAAGAAAUUCUUUUACUUAUGAAAAUUGUAUUACUAUGAGUUUUGAUGGGAAAGAGCCACAUAAUGUUAUCCAAACCGUUGUGGAGAAAGAACCUCCGGUGAAAAAAUUAUCUCGAAAUGAAUUAAUGCUUGCCGAAUCUAAAGCUAAGUCUACUAUUAAACAACAUAAUAUUGCAAUGAGACACAAUAACCAAUUAAGUAAAAUUCCAACUUCUAUAAAGAUAGCGAAUGAAGACGAUACAUUGAACAAAAAUUACCAAUCUAAAGUGCAAAUCGCCUAUCAGUCUGUUCUGACAGCGAAGCGAAAUUUGGAGUGUCCAAUAUCAAUAAUAGAAGAUAAACCAGUAAAAGUAGUUUAUAUGGAAUCUAACACGGAGUUUACCCCAACACAAUUAAAUGUACAGGGACAGGAGUUGUCACCAUCUAAAAAACAAAUACCGGAAUCAUCUGAUGUACACAGUGCUUCAGAGUCUUUAGAUUCAGAUACACUAGAGACCAUUAAUGAAAUAAAGCCACAAGACGAAACAAAGUUUAAAAUCAAACAUCAAAGAAAACAAGUCUUGACGCCAGUUAACGAACCUGAAUUAGAAUUGAUUGAACCAGGUGAUCUAGGCAUUGAAGUAUCGCCGAAGAAAAAACGUAAGUUAGAAGAUAAAACUGAAAAAACCACAAAAAACCUUGUGCCAAAGAAAUCUUAUCUGUUAAAUCGUAAUAUAAUAGACGAUGAAGUCAAGAAAACUCAAGAUUUAGUGAAAAGUUCACCAAACGAAACCAAGAAUAAAAGUGAAACAUUUAAAAGUCGUACAGAUACUAUAUCAGCAAUAGAUAAUUUAGUCAAAGCUGCUGAAUUAAUCGAAACACAAGCUGAAAAUAAAAACGCUAUAAUUAAUGUACAAUCUUUGGAUAAUUCUCAAAACACGCCAAUAAAGAGAGGAAGAGGUCGACCUAGAAAGUAUCCACUACCUGAACAAGGAAAAGAAUUAAAAGUUCCAAGUCCACAGAAAAAGCCUCGAUUAAUAGAUGCUAAAGUUACCAAAAAUUACACAGAUUCAGAGGAUAGUAGUGACGGAGAAAUCAUAAAAGAAAAUUGGACAAUGGGAAAAAUUAAUGAAAAUAUUGUCUGUCCUAUUUGUAAUAAAUUAUUUAGAUCUGAAAAUGUUGUAUUUAAACACGUCAAGCAUUGUACCGGUCCGUCGCCUAAUAGAUCUGAUUCGGAUAAAAGAAGUCCGAUGAGACUGAGACACUCGUCUGACAGGAAAUCCUGCGAAAGUAGAUCAGACUUUACAGAUGACGACGACGAACAAGAGAAAAUUAGAAGUCGCAAAGCUCGUCACUAUGCUCAAUCUAUGAAUGACACAGACGACGUUAUUGUAAUAGAAGACACACCUAUUAAAGAGAAGUCGGAAAAAAAACAAAAACUAAAACUUUCGGAGUUAAAGAAAAACAUCACUAGAAGUAAACAUCAACAUAAUACAAAUAAUCUAAUUUGUGAAUUUUGUGGUAAAACAUUCAGGCAGUUAUCAUAUUUAGUCAAUCAUAAACUGCAACACAAAAAAGAAGAUAUGAAAGACGCUGAAAGUGAAGUUACGAAAUCUGUCUUUAGUUGUGAAGUUUGCAAAAAAGAGUUUCGAAAAUUGCACCAUUUAGUCCAGCAUCGAAUAAUCCAUACUUCUAACCCCAUAGCAACAAGGAUACUCAGAAAAAGUUCUUCUGAACAGCAUGAUACUUCAAAACCUUUGAAAAAUCAGAAUGAAACGAAACAAAACGAUGAUACAAGUGCUGGUUUUCGAUGUGAACCAUGCGAUAAAUCCUUUAGAAAAUUACAUCAUCUUGUUGAACAUAGAGAAACUCAUGAUGGUAUCAAUAAAAAAUGUACUUCAAAUUCACAAAGUUCCAAUGAAACUACCAAGCCUUCACUAUCUCACUAUUGUGAUGUAUGCAAAAAAGUAUUUAAGAAAUUACAAGAUUAUUUGGAACAUAAGGAACAACAUUUUGAAACAAGUUCUGAAAAAUCAGAUGAUAAAAGUGUUAAGAGCUCACUCUCAACAAAAGAUAUUAUACACGAAUGUUCACUUUGUUACAUGGUGUUCCCUAAUGAGCAUUCUUUAAAUAAACAUACAGUUAUUUGUCUGAGAAAGAAAAAACAAUCGGCUGCUAAGCAGGCUGCCAAGAAGACCGAGGAAGAAGAAGUUAUCGACGGCGAUGAAACUAAAUCUGAUGAAAGCAUGUCUGAAGACUUUAUUGACCCAAUUAAACACCAUGAGCAAGCUGACACUUGCGAAAUAACUGAAAGCCCACAUGAAGAUACAGAUACUUUGGAACAAAAACAAGAAUCUGACGAUGUUGAAAAAUUAAACAUUAUUCCUGAUAAUGAUAACAUCAAAGAAUUGGAAAAGAAAAAACACACUUUGGAACCAAAAAUAAGUGAUGUAGUAUUAAUACCUGAAAAAAUAUCUACAGAACAAACUAAACAAAAUAUAACUGCCGUUGAUAAUGUUUCUGAUAAUUCAGUUAAAAUAAAGAAACCUGAAAUUAAAGAACAUGUUACGAUUGUAGAAACACCUACACCUAAAAAGAAGUUGCCUCCUAAAGAUAAAAUAACUCCAACCGUUACGAAAAGACAUAAAACAGUUAAUAUUUCUCUACCAGCUGUUGAAGAAUCAAAAUUUAAAGUGGAGUCCAGUGAUGAUGAUGAAAUACGAUACAUGUUAAACCCAAAUUUCAAAGAAGACGAACCUUCCGAGGGUAAACUGUUCAUGAAAGUAAGAGCUAAGAAACGCAAUUCCCUUCAAAUAGAAAGACCAAACUCGAAAGAUUUAAUUAAAAGAAGAAUAUCGUUGCAGCAUCCGCCAAAAAUACCACGCUUGAAAGCAAAAGCAGUCGAACCGAGACCUCUUAAUUCCUUAACAGUCGAGAAGAAGUUAAAGCUUUCGAAACCAGUACAGUUGCCUUACACGGAUUCCGAUGAUAGUGAUGUAAAAUAUUCCUUCCCGAGAACAAAACCGUCGGAAGAUGUCGCUUCUAAAGAUAUAGACAAGAAAAGUAAAAAAAUGUCGUUGGGUGCUAAAAGAAAAUCUCUCAGUGGAAUAGCGAAACGAAAAUCAAUGGGAAAGCACAAGUUAGCGACACCAACAAAUAAAACCAAAAAACGCACAACAGAAAUGGAACAUAGAUGCGACUGCGGGCAGUUGUUUAGCAGCGCGGCGCUGCUGUCCCGACACACGACUCUGGCGCACACGCCGCCCCGGAUCCGUCGCCGGCGCUCGCCUCCUCCCGAGGUCGAAACACAAACGCCUAAUAAGUCACGGACAAAUAAAACUAAAACGAUUGUGCAAUCAAAAAAGCUCAGAAGUGAUGUUACCAACUCGAAUAUGACCCAAAACUUAGGAGUAGGAACCAGAAAAUCUAGUGUUAAUAAUAGUGAAGCGAAAAUUACGAAUGACGUUGUCAAGGCGAUAAAAAGCGAACCCAGCGGUAAAAAACUCAGAAGUUCCGCACAUAGAGGAGUGCCUGUACCGGAGAAAAUGAGAAAACUUAUGGAGAAAUCGAAAAAGUAACUGAUAUCGGUAAGAGAAGAAGUUGUUGACUGAGUAGGAUUUCUGGAUAUUGUAUGAGAAACUAGAAUAAGAAUAGGGGUCGCUAGUAUGUAGAUAAAAUCACACAUCACAAGCGCUCACAAUGAUGAAACAGACGGACCAUUGUUUAAUAGAUAUAUUUUUCCUAUUUCGGCAUGUUUAAGAUACACCAAAUGACAAAUAUUUUUAUCGCAGUUUGGAGCGUUGGUCUUGUCUAUAUGUAAAUUUGCGAAAUUAAGAAUCAUAUAUAGGUAUAUAUUUUGUCAAUUUGUUCUAUUAUAGAUAUAGAUAUAUGAUGUAAAAGAGUAAUUAUUUAUAUUUGUGUUAGUAUUAAGAAUAAUUUCCUUUUUUUAUAUUUCUUUUACGCGCAGUGCAGUUUUAGUUGAACUGUUAUAUAAUCAUUAACACUGCUAACAAAAAUGUCUAUUAAUAAGAAUUGUAAACAAUUGGGCGAUACUUGAUUAAAAUGUUGUACACUUGUUCUUGUUGCAGUAAUGAACAAAUAAAACCAAAAUAUAUAUAUAUAUAUAUAUAUUAAUAAAAAUGUUAUUAAGAAGCACAGGUACAAUUUUAAAGGUAUCUAUUGAGCCAAGGAAAUAAUCUAAUUAAUUUUAUGUCGCAGAUGUGUUGUAAACUGCAAGUUUAGUGAGAACUACUGUUUCGUAGAACGAAACUUUAUCACCAUUUUUGUUAAUUUCUACCAUUUUACGAUUUUUGAAUUUUAAUUCGAUCAUAAAAUUCUGACACUAGUCUGUGUAUGCACAAUUUUGAUAUUAAAUAGAAUAGAGCAAACAACUACAAAUCGCCCAACUUUUAAUUCUGAAAAGUAAACCACAAGAGAUCGGUUUUAUUGUUGUGGUACAAUGUAUAGGACAAUCUUAAUACAUUUCCCUAUUAUGGUUAUUUCAAAGGGCAGGGUAAAAAAUUUAGGAACAUGAUAAAAUAAACAUAUCGGAAGUUUCAUUUUUAAUCAAUAUAUAUUUGUGAUGUCGAUGAUAUUGUGGAUAUAAAAUGAGCUUAUAGAAAACAUUUUAGUGGUUUUUGAAAAAUUGUAAAUUUGCUAUAGCAAAUUAAAGAGCUUCCCAAUUUUGGAUUGUUCCCCAAACGCUUUGUAGCAUAUUUUAAAAUGUAAUGACGAAAGGCGUAGUAAAAUUGAUCUUUCACCAAAUAACAACCAAAUGAUCAAUUUUAGCCCUCAAUUUGGAAGAUAUUUAAAUAUACGAUUAAUAGAUAAUAUUCAAAAAUGUAUUUUGGGAUAUAUUUCAUAAUACAAAGUUGUUGAAUAUAAGCCCUUAUCUAUAUUAUAGUAAAACCGACCAUAACGACAUAUACUUUUUUGUCAUGGAUUUUCGUCAUAAUUUUCUAGAAAAAUAGGACCAAAUUUUAUGAAAAAUUGUUUGUAAUGGUAAUAAUAUAUACUGUUUUUAAUUUUAAUUAUUAAUGUUUAUCUGCUCUCGUGACUAACAUUGGAUUAAUGUUAUUGUUAGAAGUAAAGCGUAGUGUCUUGUAAAAAGAGCAUUUAACAUAGAUUUUAUAUAUGUAGAUGAUAUCAUUAUUUUUAUUAUGAUGCAAUUUUCAUUGAUGGGUUAUUAUAAAUUGUCAUAAAAUGUGCUGUUUACUUUGAAGUUUCAUAGUUAAAGGUGUUUUAUUAAAAUAUUCUGUGUUUUGUAUGUUUAAGAGAUAUAAUUUGUAGUAAUUUUUGACAAUAAAUAAUUACAUACUGA
Messenger RNA from Nymphalis io (European peacock), 9140 nucleotides. RefSeq lists its product as uncharacterized. Gene Ontology annotation, biological process: regulation of transcription by RNA polymerase II. NCBI's taxonomy places the organism in Eukaryota, Metazoa, Arthropoda, Insecta, Lepidoptera, Nymphalidae. Gene Ontology annotation, cellular component: nucleus. The transcript is spliced from 4 exons. Bases 343 to 7398 code for a protein of 2351 amino acids. Gene Ontology annotation, molecular function: DNA-binding transcription factor activity, RNA polymerase II-specific; RNA polymerase II cis-regulatory region sequence-specific DNA binding. The record is from RefSeq and is a predicted model, not a curated record.